AGAUUAUGGUAUAUAAACCACUUCCGGCAGAAACACGAGAGAGCAGACUGUUUACUAUGCAAGACCGACUGAUCAUUGCAUGCUCCGGGCCAUUUAUAAGACAUAGAAGAUGAGCUGACAACAUUUUGGAUGAUCUGUUCGUAAUCAGAACAACACCAUCAUGGCGAACACCGCUGCAAUGAACCAUUUCAUUGCUGGGCUUAAGAGCCGAUCAGAAGAUGUGCGAGUGAAGGCAGCUAAUGACCUCCACCAUUUUGUCAGCACAGAGUUGAGGGAAAUGCAGUUAGAGGAACACACUUCAUUUAUGGACGAGUUUAAUCAUCAUAUAUUUGAAAUGGUUUCCAGCUCAGACCUUAAUGAGAGGAAGGGCGGCAUCUUAGCUAUUGUGAGUCUGAUUGCAGUAGAUGUGGGUAAUAUGUCUACAAGAAUUAGUCGCUUUGCCAACUACUUGAGAAACUUGUUACCAUCAAGUGAUGUCAGUGCUAUGGAAAUGGCGGCCAAAGCUGUAGGGAUUCUAGCUCAGUCAUCGGGCACUUCUGCUGCUGAUUAUGUUGACUUUGAGGUGAAGCGUGCACUGGAAUGGCUAACUGGUGACAGACAGGAGAAUAGGAGACAUGCUGCUGUGCUUGUCCUUAAAGAACUGGCUGUGUGUACACCCACAUUUUUCUUCCAACAAGUUCAGCAAUUCUUUGACUCGAUAUUCACAGCCAUCAGGGAUCCAAAGCCAAUCAUACGAGAAGGAGCUGCUGCCGCCCUUAGAGCUGCCCUUGCUGUGACGUCGCAGAGAGAAUCUAAGGCCACACAGAGGUCACAGUGGUACAGGCAAUGUUACGAUGAAGCCGAUAAGCAGUAUGAUGAAUUACAGAGUCGUGAGAAAAAACUAUCCAGAGAUGAUUGGGCGCAUGGAUCCCUUCUUAUCAUCAAUGAGUUACUACGAUGUAGUAAUGUAGAGGGAGAGAGGUUGAGAAUAGAAAUGGAAGAAAUCACCGUUCAACAAUAUCUACAUGAAAAGACUGUAAAGGAAACUUCCAAACACAAAUCACAAGGAAACGUCAUUGCUAUACAACAGCUACAACAGAAGUCGUCACCCCUGACCAACUUUAGCAUGGGAUCUCGCCAAAUUCCACAGAAAAUACCAUUUUUUGAAAGUCAUUCAUGUAAAGACUUAAUGACUGCACAUUUUGAUAAGGUGUGCACAUUAAUUCUGAGGAACAAAGGAAGUCGCUCCACUUACGUUCAGCAGACUUUACUGAUAGUGUUUCCUAGACUAGCUGCCUUCAAUCACAUCACUUUCUCUAAACUGUAUCUUGAAGAAACAAUCAACUUCCUCUUGUUGACCUUGAGGAACUCUAAGGAGAGGACGGCAGCCUUUCAAGCUUUAGGCCUUUUGUCGAUCUCCGUGGAAGAAGAUGUGUCUAAACAUCUCAGUAAGAUCAUGGAGGUCCUCAAGAACUCCCUCCCCUCCAAAGAUCUACCUGCUAAGAAGCACAAGAGUUUUGUGGUGGAUCCGGCAGUAUUUACAUGUAUCAGUAUGCUGGCCCGAGCUGUUGGGCCAAGGAUGACCAAGGAUGUACGAGAUAUGCUGGACUCUAUGCUAGCUACAGGACUGAGUCCUGCUCUCACUGCUGCUCUGAAAGACUUAGCCACUCAAAUCCCUCAACUCAAAAAGGAAAUACAGGAUGGACUGCUGAAAAGUUUAUCCUUGAUUCUGAUUGGACGUCCUCUAAAGCAUCCAGGGGCUCCAAACUCCCCAACAAUGCCAAUACCAGUAUCAGGGUCUGUGGGAAACCUGGCAGAAACACAGGAUGUCACUAGUAUAACUUUGGCACUCAAGACCCUUGGAAGCUUUGAUUUUGAAGGUCAUUCUUUGACCCAGUUUGUGAAGCACUGUGCAGAACAUUACCUUUCCAGUGAGUUUAAAGACAUUCGGAUGGAAGCAGUCCGUACCUGUGCUAGACUGUUGUCUCCCCUACUGGUUCUCCUGGCCUCAAAUCAAGGGCAGAUCAGUAUGGCUGCCAUGAACACAGUGGCCGAAGUCCUUCACAAGCUUCUUGUGGUUGGCAUCACAGACACAGAUUCUGAUAUUCGGUUCUGCGUACUGAUGUCACUGGACGAGAGGUUUGACCCCCACUUGGCCCAGGCCGAGAAUCUGAGUGCACUGUUUGUUGCUCUAAAUGAUGAGGUGUUUGACAUCCGGGAGCUGGCCAUUUGUAUGAUUGGCAGACUGAGCAGUAAAAACCCAGCUUAUGUGAUGCCUUCAUUACGUAAAACUCUCAUACAGAUCUUGACAGAAUUGGAACAUAGCGGUGUUGGUCGUAACAAAGAACAGGCUGCCCGCAUGUUAGGACAUCUUGUUGCUAAUGCAGCACGGCUCAUACGACCAUAUAUGGAGCCUAUAUUGAAGGUAUUGAUCCCAAAGCUGAAGGACUCGGACCAUAACCCUAGUGUAACUAUCAGUGUGCUGGCUGCUAUCGGUGAACUCGCUCAGGUGACUGGGACAGAGAUGAGGAAACGUAUGGAUGAACUCCUCCCUAUCAUCAUUGAUAUGCUACAGGAUUCCUCCUCGCUACAGAAAAGGGAGACUGCACUGUGGACAUUGGGACAGCUUGUUGAGAGUACUGGCUAUGUUAUUGAGUUGUACAAGAAAUAUCCAAGCCUUCUGGAAAUUCUCCUGAACUUCCUUAAAACAGAACAGUCACCAGGGAUUCGCAGAGAGGUGAUCAGAGUGCUGGGAUUGUUGGGUGCUUUGGAUCCCCACAAACACAAACUGAACCUUGGCCUGAUCCAGCAGACAGAGGCCUCAGCUGUACUCAGUAUGUCUGACCCGAAAACCAACCAGGAAAACCAGCAACCAGAAAAUACAAGCGAGAUGUUAGCUAAUAUGAGUGCUACAACAACCUUGGAGGAAUUCUACCCGGCCAUUGCUAUAGGAACUCUGAUGAGGAUAAUCCGUGACUCUACACUGUCCCAGCACCACACCAUGGGCGUACAGGCGAUCACGUUUAUCUUCAAAAGUUUGGGCAUCAAGUGUGUGCCCUACAUACAACAGGUCAUCCCAGCAUACCUCACUGUUAUACGCACAGCAGAGUCAAACUUUAGGGAGUUCCUGUUCCAACAACUAGGAGUAAUAAUCGCCAUUGUGAAACAGCACAUCAGGAAUUACUUGGACGACAUCUUCAGUCUUAUCAAGGACUAUUGGACACCAAACAGCUCCAUGCAGAACACCAUUAUUCUACUGGUGGAACAGAUUGUCACCGCCCUGGGAACUGAGUUCAAGGUCUACCUUCCCCAGAUUGUACCGCAAAUGCUCAAAGUCUUCAUGCACGACACAAGCCAGCAUCGUGUUGUCACUGCCAAGUUGCUGAAUGCCCUACAACUGUUUGGUGCUAACCUGGAUGAUUAUCUCCACCUGAUUCUGCCGCCAGUGGUCAGACUGCUGGAUGGUUCAGAUGUUCCACUUCCUGUCAGAAAAGUGGCUUUAGAAACGCUUGACCGUCUGACUUACACACUUGACCUGACAGAUUAUGCAUCACGGAUCAUCCAUCCCUUGGUUAGGACUUUGGACUCCUGUCCAGAACUACAGCCAACAGCUAUGGACACACUGUGUGCCCUGGUGGUUCAGCUUGGAACAAAGUUUGCCAUUUUUCUUCCUAUGGUCUACAAAGUUAUGACCAAGAAUAAAAUCAUGCACCAGAGAUACACAAUCCUGACCUGCCGGAUAAUGAAGAGCUCUACUAUAGCUGAGGAGGAGGAGGACCCAAUGUUGUCUAGUCAUCGAAGGAAUAAGAUGAAGGUCUCGGAAACGGGGGAGGCAAGCAUUGAGGUUGCCACCAUUAAGAAACUACAUGUCAGCUUUCCUAACCUACAGAAGGCACUUGGUGCUGGACGCCGAGAGUCCAAGGAAGACUGGAUGGAGUGGCUAAGGAGACUGAGCAUUGAACUUCUGAAGGAGUCUCCCUCGCCUGCUCUCAGGUCGUGUUGGGCCUUAGCUCAGACGUAUAACCCACUUGCUAAGGACUUGUUCAACGCAGCGUUUGUUUCGUGCUGGACAGAGCUGACAGAGACCCAGCAGGAUGAGCUGAUUCAGAGUUUAGAACAAGCGUUGACCUCUCAGGAGAUUCCAGAGAUCAUGCAGACCCUGCUUAACCUGGCAGAAUUCAUGGAACACUGUGAUAAGGGUCCCCUGCCCCUGGAUACAUCCUUACUAGGGGGUCGGGCCAUGAGGUGCAGAGCCUAUGCUAAAGCCCUGCACUAUAAAGAGGAGGAAUUCCAUCGGGGUCCAAACACUGAAACCCUGGAAGCCCUCAUCAGUAUCAACAACAAGUUACAACAGCCGGAGUCAGCAGCUGGAGUUUUGGAGUAUGCCAUGAAGCACCACAGGGCUGACCUGAAAAUCCAAGAGGGUUGGUAUGAGAAACUACAUGAGUGGAAUAAGGCCUUAGAUGCUUACAAUCGACGACAAGAAAUGGCCGCUGAUGACAUCAAUCUUACCCUUGGGAAGAUGCGCUGUCUAGAAGCACUUGCAGAAUGGAACCAGCUCCACCAGAUUGCCUGUGAUAAAUGGCCUACAGUGAGUGAUGAAAACCGUGCAAAGAUGGCCAGAAUGGCAGCUGCUGCAUCCUGGGGACUUGGUCAGUGGGACAGUAUGGAGGAGUAUAUUUGCCUUAUCCCGAGGACGAGUUACGAUGGUGCAUUCUACAGAGCUGUGUUCGCCUUACACUCUGAAAACUACCAACUAGCUCAACAGUGUAUUGACAAAGCCCGUGAUAUUUUGGACACAGAGCUGACGGCCAUGGUCGGAGAAAGCUAUAACCGUGCAUACGGGGCUAUGGUCAAUGUACAGAUGUUGUCGGAGCUGGAGGAGGUGAUUCAGUACAAACUAGUGCCGGAGAGAAGGGAGACAAUCAAGGCCAUGUGGUGGGACCGAUUACAGGGAUGUCAGAAGGUGGUGGAAGAUUGGCAACGCAUCAUCCAGGUGCGCUCACUGGUUGUCUCCCCUGUUGAGGACAUGAAGACUUGGCUCAAGUACACCAGCCUGUGUCGCAAGAGUGGACAUCUUGCAUUGUCCCACAAAAUGUUGGUGACAUUGCUGGGAGGUGACCCAAGUAAGAGGGCGGACCAGCCAAUACCUACUGUCAACCCACAAGUCACCUUCGCCUAUAUGAAACACAUGUGGAAAAGUAACUUGAAGAAAGAGGCUUAUGGUAAACUCCAACACUUUGUGCAGCAUUCACUGCUAACACGCUCCAUGCAGCUUAAUGCUCCAGAGGAUGCUCAGCAGAGAGGGGAGCUCAAUAAACUUAUGGCAAGGUGCUAUCUGAAACUGGGUGAGUGGACGGAGGCUAUAAUGAACAUCAAUGAGGUAGCCAUCCCCCAGGUACUGGAGAACUACAGCCUAGCAACUGAGCAUGACAAAGCCUGGUACAAGGCUAGUCAUGCCUGGGCUCUAAUGAACUAUGAGGCUGUCCUGUUCUACAAACAACAAAACCAGAUUGGAGAUGGAACCUCUAGUUCCUCCUCCUCGGCAGCCUCUCUGGGCCCUGGGGACAUUGGCCGGGCUGUCAUUAACCCAGGGGACUUGUCAAGAUCCAGUGAUACCCCAGGCUCUCCCAGGAUUGAAUCAAAUACGGCUAAGAUGCAUAAAUACUGUGUUCCAGCUGUACAUGGAUUCUUCCGAUCCAUUUCUUUGUCACAGCAAAACAGCCUUCAAGACACUUUGAGACUUCUGACUCUUUGGUUUGACUAUGGCCAGUGGGCCGAGGUGUACGAGGCUCUAGUUGAAGGCCUGAAGACCAUACAGAUUGACAACUGGCUACAGGUUAUCCCACAACUUAUCGCCAGGAUUGACACCCCUCGACUAUUGGUGGGUCGCCUCAUCUCUCAGCUGCUCAUAGACGUCGGUAAAACUCACCCUCAGGCACUGAUUUACCCUCUGACUGUGGCAUCCAAGAGUAAUGCCACGGCUCGACAGUCUGCGGCCAACAAGAUCCUGAAGAGUAUGUGUGAACACAGCAACACACUUGUACAACAGGCCAUGUUGGUGAGUGAGGAACUGAUUCGUGUGGCUAUACUGUGGCAUGAACUGUGGCAUGAGGGCUUGGAGGAGGCAUCACGUCUGUACUUUGGGGAGCGGGACGUGAAAGGAAUGUUUGCCACACUGGAGCCUCUACAUGCCAUGAUGGAGAGAGGACCUCAGACACUCAAGGAAACGUCCUUUAACCAGGCUUAUGGAAGAGACCUGAUGGAUGCCCAGGAGUGGUGUAGGAAGCAUCAGAGGUCUGGUAAUGUGAAGGACCUGACUCAGGCCUGGGAUCUCUACUACCAUGUCUUCAGACGCAUCUCCAAACAGCUACCCCAGUUGACAUCCCUGGAAUUACAGUAUGUCUCCCCAAAAUUAUUACGAUGUCAGGAUCUAGAACUGGCUGUGCCAGGGACUUACGACCCCAAUCAACCUGUCAUCAAAAUUAGGAGGGUGCAAAGUUCACUACAGGUCAUCACCUCAAAACAGCGCCCGAGAAAACUCAGCAUAUUUGGAAACAAUGGACAGGAGUACAUGUUCCUGCUGAAGGGACACGAAGAUCUUAGACAGGAUGAACGUGUGAUGCAGCUGUUCGGACUGGUGAACUCACUCCUCCUAAACAAUCCCGAAACAUUGAGAAGAAACCUCACGAUCCAGCGAUUCUCUGUGAUUCCAUUAUCCACCAACUCUGGGCUGAUUGGCUGGGUCCCCCAUACAGACACUUUCCACGCUUUGAUCAGGGAUUACCGUGAGAAGAAAAAGAUCCUUCUGAAUAUCGAACACCGCUUGAUGCUGCGGAUGGCACCGGACUAUGACCACCUGACACUAAUGCAGAAGGUGGAAGUUUUUGAGCAUGCUCUAGAACACACACAAGGAGAUGAUCUUGCAAAAAUACUUUGGUACAAAAGUCCUAGCUCUGAGGUUUGGUUUGAUCGCAGAACCAACUACACGCGAUCCCUGGCUGUGAUGUCUAUGGUAGGCUAUGUGCUAGGAUUGGGAGACAGGCAUCCUUCUAACCUGAUGCUGGAUAGAGUCAGUGGCAAGGUCAUCCACAUCGAUUUUGGGGAUUGUUUUGAGGUUGCCAUGGUGAGAGAGAAAUUUCCAGAGAAGAUCCCAUUCCGACUCACCAGAAUGCUUAUCAGUGCUAUGGAGGUGACGGGUAUUGAUGGUAACUACCGUAUGACCUGUGAGAGUGUUAUGGAGGUACUUCGUGAACACAAGGACAGCCUGAUGGCUGUGCUGGAAGCCUUCGUGUAUGAUCCUCUCCUUAACUGGAGACUUAUGGACACUACCACCAAAACAAAAACAAAGACGAACCGAUCAGAUUCAUUUACGGGAAGCCAGGAGAAGGGAGAUAUUCUGGACAGUGUGGAAAUGGGCGCGGCUAGCCACAAGAAGACUGCCCCUGAGGGACCCGGGUCGGCAGGAGGUGACAACACUCAAGCGGAGGUACUCAACAAAAAGGCAAUAUCGAUUGUACACAGAGUAAGGGACAAACUGACCGGCAAGGACUUCCCGACUAAGGACUCUAUAGAUGUUAAUACUCAAGUGGAACUUCUCAUCAAACAGGCCACCUCACAUGAAAAUCUGUGUCAGUGUUACAUUGGCUGGUGUCCAUUCUGGUGAUGAUAUUGAUAGUCUAACCAUUGUAACGAAAUCUGUAUCAUAUCAUUGCUAGUCAGACUCACCACCGAUACUGAUCAUAUAGAACAUGUCUUUUCAAAAUGUAUGGAAGCACUUGUUCUCAAAAUGAUGAAGAAUGCUACUUGUUGAAAAGAAUAAACAAUGUGGGCCACUUCUGGCAGGUGCCAGUUGUUGAUAAGGUCGCCGUUGUACUGUAGACAAUUUAACUUGGUAGCAUGCAGCAUAUAUGACAUGCUCUUGUACCUACAUGAGUAGUUUUGUAGUAAAACCAAGAGGUUUUGCGAGAACUCAAUCAUUUUCAUUGGAAUUCCAUGUAAAAACUGGAUCAUGCUAUUGUGAUGCAGAAACUUUCCAAAAUGUAAUGUUAUCUUCGCCUAUCUAUAUGCCAUUGGGCUGACAAUUCCAUUGAUGAUUUUACAGAAGGCAAAGGAAUUUUAAGAUAUCAUGAUAUGGUCUCAAAAAUUGCUUGUAGCUUUGAACAUUACAAGGGAUACUAUUUUAUGAUACUGUAUAUUUAUGUGUAUUUCUGGGCAUACCUGCCUUUCCUUUGAUAAGCAUUAUCAGAUACAAUAUACAUUUCCCAGAA
Pecten maximus is the source of this 8249-nucleotide messenger RNA. RefSeq names its product serine/threonine-protein kinase mTOR-like. The transcript is spliced from 54 exons. Lineage: Eukaryota; Metazoa; Mollusca; Bivalvia; Pectinida; Pectinidae. Gene Ontology annotation, cellular component: TORC1 complex; TORC2 complex; nucleus. The record is from RefSeq and is a predicted model, not a curated record. The coding region runs from base 161 to 7645 and encodes 2494 amino acids. Gene Ontology annotation, biological process: TOR signaling; protein phosphorylation; negative regulation of macroautophagy. Gene Ontology annotation, molecular function: protein binding; protein serine/threonine kinase activity; protein-containing complex binding.